UUCUCCGGCAUCUCGACUUUUGCUCAUCUUCCUCACGUGAGAUGUUUGACCCAUCCCGAGACCGCCUUCGACAUUGGUAUCAUUGGUGUGCCGUUUGAUACUGCUGUCAGCUAUCGUCCUGGAGCUCGCUUUGGCCCUCGCGCUAUCCGCGCUGCAUCCGCUCGUCAGACCAGCUUCCGCGGCUUCAACCCCCGUGCUGGCAUGAACCCAUACACCUCCUGGGCUAAGAUUAUCGACUGCGGCGAUGUGCCCGUGACCCCCAUGGACAAUGGUCUGGCGCUGCACCAGAUGACGGCCGCCUAUCACGAGCUGCUCGCUCGCCCUGCGCUGGCGCAGUCGCUGCCUCGUCCGCGCUUGCUUACCCUUGGCGGUGACCACAGCGUCGCCCUUCCUGCACUCCGCUCGCUGUCCGCUGCUCACGGAGGCAAGCCCAUUGCCGUCGUCCACUUUGACGCCCACCUCGACACGUGGCACCCCAAGAAGUACCCGUCGGCGUGGGAAUCGGACCAGGCGAGCUUCAACCACGGCAGCAUGUUCUGGUUGGCCUCGACCGAGGGUCUCAUUGUCAACGGCUCCUCCGUGCAUGCCGGCCUGCGCACCCGUCUGAGCGGCGACGGCUGGGACGACUACGAGGACGAUGACCGCCAGGGCUUCUUGCGCAUCUCGUCGGAUGAUAUUGACGAGUUUGGCACCGCCGGCGUCAUCAAGUCGAUCAUUGACCGCGUCGGCACCGAGCAGCCCGUCUACUUGAGUAUCGACAUUGACGUGAUCGACCCCGGCCUUGCUCCUGGCACUGGCACCCCGGAGCCCGGUGGAUGGACGACUCGCGAACUGAUUCGCAUUCUGCGAGGUAUCGAGGAUCUCAACAUUGUCGGCGCCGACGUGGUCGAGGUGUCCCCCGCUUAUGAUGGCAAUGCCGAGACCACGGCUUUGGCGGGCGCUCAGGUGGCCUACGAGGUCUUGACCAGCAUGGUCAAGGGCGGAUUGAAGAGAAACCCGCCCGUCAUUGCUGCUUCGGAGCAGAAGGUCGUCAGAGAUGAGUUGUGA
This is a messenger RNA of Xylona heveae TC161, 1047 nucleotides long. Its product is annotated as Arginase/deacetylase. Gene Ontology annotation, molecular function: metal ion binding; agmatinase activity. The transcript is spliced from 3 exons. Lineage: Eukaryota; Fungi; Ascomycota; Xylonomycetes; Xylonales; Xylonaceae. The record is from RefSeq and is a predicted model, not a curated record. The annotation marks the transcript as partial.